Molecule: messenger RNA, 3849 nt
Organism: Heteronotia binoei (common prickly gecko)
Lineage: Eukaryota; Metazoa; Chordata; Lepidosauria; Squamata; Gekkonidae
Gene: YWHAG
Product: tyrosine 3-monooxygenase/tryptophan 5-monooxygenase activation protein gamma
Exons: 2
Coding region: 331-1074 (247 amino acids)
Biological process (GO): signal transduction
Cellular component (GO): cytoplasm
Molecular function (GO): protein kinase C binding
Source: RefSeq, a predicted model, not a curated record
UGGGCGCGUCCAGCCCUUUUUGCUUGGGAGCGCCGCCGUCAUUACAGCAGUAGCAGCGUGCGGGAGGGGGAGCGGGAGAGUGGCAGAAAGGGAGUGAGGCACGAGUCCUGCGCUCAGGGAGCAGCCGCCGCCGUUAAACCGCCGCCUCGCGCGCUAGCCAGCCAGCCUCGGCCAAUCGCCUUCCUCUGUUCGCCUGUCUCGCGACCUGCCCUCGCUUAGCCUUUCCUUUUCUCUCCCGUUUUCUCCUUGAGCGCGAGGAAAAGGAAGGGCCUCCCCCCCCCCCAGCAGCCGCCCCCCCUUCUCCCCGCAGCAGCCCCGAAAGCGAAGAAGAUGGUGGACCGCGAGCAGCUGGUGCAGAAAGCCCGGCUGGCCGAGCAAGCCGAGAGAUACGACGACAUGGCAGCCGCCAUGAAGAACGUGACAGAGCUGAACGAGCCACUGUCUAAUGAAGAGAGGAACCUGUUGUCAGUAGCCUACAAGAACGUAGUUGGAGCAAGGCGUUCUUCUUGGCGAGUUAUAAGCAGCAUUGAGCAGAAGACUUCUGCUGAUGGCAACGAGAAAAAGAUAGAGAUGGUCCGUGCUUACCGUGAGAAGAUUGAGAAGGAAUUGGAAGCUGUGUGCCAGGAUGUUCUGAGCCUCUUAGACAACUACCUGAUCAAGAACUGCAGCGAGACCCAGUAUGAGAGCAAAGUCUUCUACCUGAAGAUGAAAGGGGACUAUUACCGCUACCUGGCUGAAGUUGCCACUGGGGAGAAAAGGGCAACUGUUGUGGAAUCCUCCGAGAAGGCAUAUAGUGAAGCUCAUGAGAUUAGCAAGGAACACAUGCAGCCAACUCACCCCAUCCGGCUUGGCUUGGCGCUUAACUACUCCGUUUUCUACUAUGAGAUCCAGAAUGCCCCCGAGCAGGCAUGCCACCUGGCCAAGACAGCGUUUGACGAUGCCAUUGCUGAGCUAGACACCCUCAACGAGGACUCCUACAAAGACUCAACGCUCAUCAUGCAGCUCCUCCGUGAUAACCUAACACUCUGGACAAGCGACCAGCAAGAUGACGAUGGUGGUGAAGGCAACAACUAGACCCCUCUGAUGGACUGGCAGCCGCACGCCGAUGCUACUACUGCAGUCUUUAUUUUUUUUCCCACAAGUGGGGGGGAGGGUGUCAGGGGAGGGGGAGGGGAAAGGAGGGGUGACCUUCCAGGGAGGCUCCCCCAUAACCUGUCUUUGAUUGCCUCGUUGACACUUUUGCCAAAACACCACUAGUGGAAAGUCAGGCUGGCUGUGCUGGUAGGGAGUGGAAUGGAAUGGCAGCCUCACAAUGGCAUAUGGACUGUUCUGUAGACUUAAUUCAAGGGGGAGCUGUCUUUAAGUUAUCUUAAUUGCUAGAAAUACACAAAGUUGAUAAUGACUAACUUGAAUGGAAUGGCCCUUGUUUUCUGUUUUUUUUUUUUUUUGGUUGAAAAGCAGUUCUGUGGUUCCAGUAAGGGUUCAUCCAUCUUUUCAGUUGAAAUGCCAUAUGCUUCUGUUAAGUACAGUUAUGUAUCUCCCUCUUCUUACCGCCUGCCCCAGACGUUGGGGAACCUCUUUAUCAUAGCAUAAUUUUAAAAGACACCCCCCCCCGGCUCGAAUUAUAGGCCUUUGGGCUUUCUUGUCAAGAUGCUUAAAAUAGUUUGCAGUAUUAACACUAAAUUAUGGUUUACAGUAUUUCUAUAUGACAGCCAUAUUUGACAUCGAGCCAUUGAGUAUAAACUUUCUCUUGUCUGUUUUACUAGCUUGCCACCCUCCUCCAGUCCAGUCUGUGUAAUUAUCUUACCCACCCUAUUUGGUUUCCCAGGUACAAGAAUCUGCCUGAGAAACAUCCAUGUUGUUCCAAUUCGUUGCCAUUUUAAUGGGUGCUUGGCAAGCGGCUAUAUAAAGUACCAAGAGUCCACUGCAUAGAGGGUUCAGAAUUUUAAUUAGAGUGGGUAAGACGUUAAAAUACAAUGCCACUUAACUUAUGCUGAUUCAGGUCUGUGUGUUCCAUAUUUUGUGUGGUAUUCUCAAUUUCAUCCCAGUUUAUUUAUUGGUUUCUAAAUGAAGGUGUCCUGCCCCUGUCUCAGGGAUCACGCUACCAUUUUGCUCAUAACCUGACUUUCUCCCAUUGUGCUAUGAGGUUUGUCAGCAGAUCUUUGAAGCCCCCCGCCCCAGGCUCCUUUUGUCUUUGCCAGAGCUAGAGCUCUGUUCUGUGCUAAAGACUGCAGUAAGAGUGGAACAUUCUGUUGAAGAAAUCCAUAAAAGUGAGAGUUUGUUGCCAAUGGUUGGCUUGUGUGUGUGUUUCUUUUUAAACCAAAAUCUUAGGCACUGUGGAACUUGUCCUAUAAAAAAGGAUUUGUUCAUUUGUAAGUCUCAGUUGCCUAGAAGAAAAUAAUAUAGCUGAUCAGGUAAUGCUUUUGCCCCCUAUUUGACUACUUUUUAAAAAAGAAAGCAAAAUCAUGACCAAUGGAAAUCCAUUGCUGUUUUCCUUCUUGAAUUUGAAGAAUUAUAUUUGACCAUGUUCCUUUUGUUUAUCCAAAGCACCGCAGAACGAAACUCUUGCACUCACAACUACCGUUGCACAAACAUUUGUGGUCCCUUGUGGAAACAGAGCGUCUUGUUUCACAUGGUGGUCCAGUUAGCAUGGCAAAGUUUGGAUGUGGUGAGCCUGAACGACAGGAUACAUUUUCUUAGCGGUUUGCAGUCCGAAAGUCAAAGUUUAAAAUGGGUUGACAUUGCAAAUGCUAGCAAAGUCCCAUGAAUACAUCCAGUGCAGAUACAUUUUUAACUCCUUGUACUUUGUUGCAGUAUGACAGUUUGCACUCAGUGACUUUCCAUUCUUGGCCACCUGAAUAAUGUGCAGCGCCAACAGCCUGGCUUUUGCAUCCUGUUGGAUUUAAGAGGAGGGAAGAGAGGCUUGCAACUUAGGUAACUGAAGAAAAGGGGAAAGUCCUGGGCUGGAAAGGAUGCUUAGGCUCCUCUUUAAUUUGCAGUCAUGUCAAGUGAGCCGUGCGUGUUCCUGGCUUUUUAUCAUUUGGAAACAAUUUACUGGAAUUACAAAACCUUUCUUGAUUUCAGCUUUUUAGCUCUGGCUGCUUUAGGAAAACUUUAUGCAGGGGAAAAGAUUGCACAAGAGGGCUACAUAUGGAGUGGGCGGGUGGGGGGGUUGGGGGACUUGUGAGCAGCUUGAAUGGUUUCUUUCAUUUUUUAAAAAGAAAUGCACUUGCCUAUGAUAACUGUCUCUCCAGUGAAAUGAAUAACUGCUCCAUUACUCUAUUGAUACAAUAUUGUGCAUGCUGGUGUUGUAUUUCUAUAAAGUAGCUUGAAAUUUAUUAACUUAUACUGUAGAUGUUAUGUAUUCCUAUGACAAUAGUCUUCAACAAUUUUUUAAAAAUUUUUUAAUUUAUUUUUUUUUCCUUUUUGGGGAGUAAAGUUUGCUCCACCAAAUAGUGAUCGUAGCAAAACUGAUCUGUUAUGGAUGUUGCUAUAGUGACAUGCAAUUAUAUAUGAUUUUGUUUUUUUAAAAAAAGGAAAGCAAAAGAAGACACCAGUGUUAGCUUAAUCUUAAUGUCUGGUGUUCGUCAUGGUGAAAUUAUAACUAUUACAGUGUAGGAGAAAAAUGACUCUGUUCUUUGAAUGAGCCUUUGUUUGUGCUUUUCUGUCAUGUUAUGCAGUGAACUCUUUUUAAGGUCUAAUCAGUGAUUAUUUUUCCAACUCCGUGUUUCUGUAAGGAAUUAUUUCACACACGGACCAUUCUUAGCAGUUUUCCUCAGUGAUGGAAUAUCAUGAAUGUGAGUCAUUAUGUAGCCGUCGUACAUUGAGCAAAUAAACUUACAGAUCUGA